Molecule: messenger RNA, 2497 nt
Organism: Cuscuta epithymum
Lineage: Eukaryota; Viridiplantae; Streptophyta; Magnoliopsida; Solanales; Convolvulaceae
Source: the annotation of a GenBank genome assembly
GGCUCCGCCACUGUCCAUAAUUGUCCGUCCAAAAACAAAACGGGCGUGUAGAUGAGAUGAGGUAAACCUUCUGCGUGUACACCGCUUUGUAGUUUGUACCCCACCUUACUUACAGUCCGUCACAGAGCUCGCUUGUGACUUCUUAGCUCGAUCUUACGGCGCCUCUUCCACAAUUGUCCACCGAUAACCGCCGUCUCCCCGCCUUCCAAGUUAUGAGAACCAGCUCGAGGCUCAUUGCAUGUAAAUAGUCUUAAUAAAAGCAUUUCAAAGACAUUCCGUUUUCAAUAAUCGUCAGGCAGGACACGCUCAAAAUGUGUUCGCUGAGAAUUCCCAGUUUCAUAGGCUACCACACUUCAUUCAACGGCAGCUUCUCUUCUCGGAGGAAGAGUUUGGGGAAAACCGACAAUCCUUCGUCCUUUUGGAGCAGAGAGUUGUGUUUCACCAAUGAAAUGCCGGUGGAGAAGCGGUUGCCCCGCCGAAGAGUUCUCCGGAUCACGGCGAAGACUUCUUCGAGCCUCACGAUGAAUUUGAACGAGUACAUGGUCACGCUGGAGAAGCCUUUGGGUAUUCGAUUCGCCCUCUCCGUUGACGGAAAGAUUUUUGUUCAUGCCCUCAAGAAAGGGGGAAAUGCUGAAAAGUCGAGAAUAAUUAUGGUGGGUGAUACUUUGAAAAAGGCCAGUGAAUCUUUAGGCGGUAGGCUUAUUGAGAUCAAGGACUUUGGCGAUACAGAGAAGAUAAUGCAGGAGGGUGAUUCAGGAUCAUGUAGCCUUAUUCUUGAGAGACCUUUCUCCCCAUUUCCCAUCCACCAAAUGUAUCUUAUGGAUGAUGUUGAUAUUCUAUUUAAUCGUGGCCGUGUACCCGUAGCCACAUGGAACAAGAAUUUGCUUGCCUCAAACUUAAGAACUGAAAGCAGUGGGAAUAGUGGAUUUGCAUUGUUUUCAUCUAAAUAUCUUACUUCAAAAGGAUGGAAGGUGUUGGAUAAAUCAAACAAAAGCAGAGAGCAAACUAUGCUGAAUAAAACCCCUCCCAUACCUUUUAGCCCGCUCGUGAAUAUCUUUUGUGAGAAAGGCACGAGAGAUGCUCAAUGGGCUCAUGGGAAUUUCCCGUUAGAAGAAUAUAUAAAGGCGUUGGAUCGUUCUAAGGGGGAUCUGUACUACAAUCACGCACUUGGAACGAGAUAUAGUAAGAUCACAGAACAAAUAUAUGUUGGCUCAUGCAUUCAAAGGGAAGCUGAUGUUGAGAUGCUGUGUAAUGCAGUGGGGAUCACUGCUGUGCUGAAUUUUCAAAGUGCAAUUGAGACAGAAAAUUGGGGAAUCAAUUCUAAAGUAAUUAAUGAAUCAUGCCAAAGAUCUAAUGUUCUUAUGAUCAACUAUCCCAUAAGAGAAGGUGAUUCCUUUGAUAUGAGAAAGAAACUACCAUUUUGUGUUGGCCUCCUUCUUCGGUUAUUGAAAAAGAAUCACCGUGUUUAUGUCACAUGCACCAAUGGUUUUGAUCGGUCCCCUGCUUGUGUGAUUGCAUACCUUCAUUGGAUGACUGAUACUUCCCUUCAUGCAGCCUAUAAUUUUGUUACUGGUUUACAUUCUUGCAAGCCUGACAGGCCAGCUAUUGCCUGGGGAACAUGGGAUUUGAUAGCUAUGGUGGAAACUGGUGCACAUGAUGGACCUGCAACACAUGCUGUUACCUUCGUGUGGAAUGGACAUGAGGGAGAGGAAGUGUACUUGGUCGGGGAUUUUACAGAAAACUGGAAAGGACCAGUUAAAGCAGUCCACAGAGGUGGCCCUAGGUUUGAGGCUGACGUCCGUCUCUCACAGGGAAAGUACUACUAUAAGUACAUUAUCAAUGGACAAUGGAGGCAUUCUACAUCCUCACCAACUGAAAGGGAUGAGAGUGGCAAUGUUAACAAUGUUAUCGUGGUGGGCGAUAUUGCCAGUGUGAGGCCUUCAAUGCAACAGCAGAUGAAGGAUGCAAAUAUCGUGAAGGUUAUAGAGAGACCAUUGACAGAAAACGAGCGAUUUAUGCUUGCAAAAGCAGCAAGAUGCAUUGCAUUUUCUAUUUGCCCUAUAAGCCUAUCCCCCAAAUAGCAGGCACAGCCUAUGCUUAAUCCAGCUCACUCAUGAAAUUGUUCGGUAAGUUUGUCAACGCUGCCGAUCAUUUCCAGCCUGACAUGUUCAGAAGCAGAACAGAAACUGCCAGAGGUCAAACCUCGAACCAGUAAUGAGAAUGACGCAUGUAUUAUAAAUCAAUUAUACAAACUGAUCUUCUCACUCUAAUGUAUGUCAAUUGAUUAAAAAAAGUGCAGAGCAACAAUGUAUUAUGUAGAGUAGGGGAGGGUUCUACCGUUCUAGUGAGAACCACUCCCAAAAGGAGAACCCCUUGUAAUGAAUUUUUUUUAAUCACAACCUUUCAUUUUAUUCAAUCAUUUAUAGGAUGCACACAAGGUUUUUUGUGUUAUUUAAAAUUCAAACGUGGUAAUUUUGUAAUUAUUAUAAAAUUAUUU